Chaetura pelagica (chimney swift) is the source of this 546-nucleotide messenger RNA. It is a transcript of the gene LYPD6, whose product is annotated as LY6/PLAUR domain containing 6. Bases 1 to 546 code for a protein of 181 amino acids. NCBI's taxonomy places the organism in Eukaryota, Metazoa, Chordata, Aves, Apodiformes, Apodidae. Gene Ontology annotation, molecular function: acetylcholine receptor inhibitor activity. The transcript has 4 exons. The record is from RefSeq and is a predicted model, not a curated record. Gene Ontology annotation, biological process: positive regulation of canonical Wnt signaling pathway.
AUGGCCCCGCAGCCCACGCUGGCCUGGGUGCUGCUGCUGCUUGCCCUGCUGGCCAGCUGCCUGCCAGGUGGGUGGCCCAGGGACUUCACCAUCAAGGACAUCGUCUACCUCCACCCUUCCACCACCCCGUAUCCCCACGGAUUUAAGUGCUUCACCUGCGAGCGGGCAGCGGAUAAUUACGAAUGCAACCGCUGGGCUCCUGAUGUCUAUUGUCCAACAGGUACAAGAUACUGCUUCAGCCAGCACAUGAUGAAGGUGACUGGAGAGAGUGUAUCUGUCACCAAACGCUGUGUCCCACUGGAGGACUGUCUGGCCACUGGUUGCACUUAUGUGAAGCAUGAAGAGUACAAGGUCUGCACCUCCUGCUGCGAGGGCAGCAUCUGCAACCUGCCCCUGCCCAGGAACACCAGCGACGCCGUCUUCACCACCCUCUCCCCCCCCAGCAAAGCCCAGCAGCUCUCCCGGCCCCUCCUGCUGACCACGGCCUGUCUCUUCUGCCUGGCCUUGAUGUCACAGCCCUGGGUCACCCCAGGGUCUCACGGCUGA